ACAACAUUGGCUGAAGUAGUAGUAAACUCAUAAAUGAUCUUUUAUUUUUUGUUCACUACUACUUUUACAUUAGUCUAUGGUCAAUGUGCGUAUUUAAUAAUAAGCAGAAUUGGGUUAGAAUCAUAAAAAUUUAGAAUGAGGGUUAGAAUGAUAAAGUAUUACUUAUGUAUUGUUCUUACAGGAUCAUUUUAUUAUGUUAUAUUUUACAAUACUACCUUAUUUGGUAAUGAACACAAACGAAAACAUCCAAGAUGUGAACAUCAAUCGUGCAAACAUAGGAAAACAUACUCAACAAUUGAAAACAUUAACAAAAAUGCACUUAUUGAUCUUAAUAAUGCAGCUGUGGAUCUAUUUGCUGCAGAUGUUAAUUUUAGUACUCCAGAUGUGAGUCGUGCAGUUGUGACGGUAAAUACAGCUGUGCUUGAUGGAGCAAGUGUGAUGGUGAAUAAUAAAUCAGAAAUGCAACACAAGACUGAUGUGAUUAAAAUAUUACUUUGGACAAAAUGUUUCGAAACAACUUGUUUACCCCUCGGGGCAUCCCCGUUCAAGAACUGUGACGUUCCUCACUGUGAAACAACUAUGGAUCGUUCGCAAUUAAAACAGGCGCAGGUUGUGAUGUUCCACACUUGCUACAAGGAAAAUCUAGUCGAAGCAGGGGGACUGCCUGAGUACAGAUCACCCAACCAAAAAUGGAUUUUUAGAUGCUAUGAGGCACCUAGUAAGCAGCUUGUUGUUUACCCUGAAGUGAAUGAUGCGUUCAAUUUCACCAUGACAAAAAGGUUGGACUCUGAUUUUCACGCCUACCAUGGUGUUUACAAAGUGCAUCCAAACCCUCCAAAAGUUCUACCGGAUUACGCACAGAAUAAGACAAAGCUUGUAGCAUGGAUUGUCUCCCAUUGUUUAACACCUGGUAGGCGUGAAGUCUAUGUGAGGAGACUACGAAAGAAAAUGCACAUAGAUAUAUAUGGCGCCUGUGGAAAACAUCGCUGUCCUCCUCGUGAAAAGAAGGACUCGUCUUGUUAUCGUCAUGUUGGUUCGUAUAGAGAUUUAUCCUAUAUGAGGUUUAAGAUAUUGGAAUUAUCCCGAAGUCAGGUGCAAUCUACAAGUUCUACCUAGCAUUCGAGAAUUCUGAUUGUAUAGAUUACGUCACUGAGAAGCCUUGGAGGAGUAUUAGGUAUAACAUAGUCCCAGUCGUCCGUGGAUCCUAUAAUAACUUCAAGACAAUCCUACCACCAGGCUCCUACAUUCACACUAACGAUUUCCCAAAUCCUGAAGCACUUGCCGAAUAUUUGAAAUACUUGGACAAAAACGAUACCGCUUAUAAUGAAUAUUUCUCAUGGAAGAAAACAUACAUACAUGACAGGACGAGGAAGAAGGUGUGUGAUCUAUGCAGAACAUUGCACGAAACUAGAGGCGUUGUUAAAACAUAUAAAAAUAUUUGGGGCGAUUUUUAUUCAUUUGAAAAUAAUUGCUUAAACUAUGAUAAUGUAUCUUACAGAGAUUUUGAUAAAUAAUCCAAAUCGCCAACGGAAACAUGAUGAAAAGGGAGGGUCAAUGGAAUUUGUUUUUUGAAAGUUGUCGAGUCAAAUAAAACCAAAGUGAUUGGUAAAAGAUAAA
This is a messenger RNA of Owenia fusiformis, 1617 nucleotides long. NCBI's taxonomy places the organism in Eukaryota, Metazoa, Annelida, Polychaeta, Sabellida, Oweniidae. The record is from the annotation of a GenBank genome assembly.